CGCUAUUCAAAACAAGUCGUGAACCGCGGAGUAGGCAAGCGCACAGUUCAGUUGUUUUGAGCGGGUUACUCAGUAUUACCUGAAUGUAGCGUUCUGGAUUUUUUCCUUUGUGUUUAUCGUAUUUCCUUUACAGUGGUCCUGAAGAUGUUGCCCAACCUUACUUCAAGAAAGAGGAAGCAGUGCUCUCCUGAUGGAAACCCUGCAAAGAGGCAGAUUAUCAAUGGCUAUAGCCCUCCGAGGAGAUCAUCCCCUCGCAACGCCCAACCUUCCAUCCUAAAGUGUGUCGGUCAUCUUGAGAAGGAGAACCAUUCACCCAUUAAGUCACCAGGAAAGAGACAACGCACCUCGCCUCCAAUGCCUCUUACCCCUAAAAAAGGCUCCUGGAACUCUUUACUGGAAGAACCUCCCAAAAAGCAGAUGUCUCCUCAGAAGGCCACUGUAGCAGGCUCCUUCUACAGCAAACAGAAGGUCUUGUAUCUCACACCCCUGGAGAGGAAGCUGCUGAAGGAAACCAAAUCACCGCCGUCCAAAUCCGUCGAGGAGAAGCCCAACCCUCCACCUUCUGCGGGCAAACCCAAAGGCAAGAGAGGCCGACUUCCAAAGAAGAUUACGUCAUCUAAAGUCCAGAAGCCCAGCAUUAAGGGCUACCUUUCAGCAAAGGUCAGUGUGAGUAAGGUGUCUCCCAGCACCAAGACUGACUCAAUGAACUCUCGGUCAGAAGCCUCAAAGAAAACUCCCAUGUUUACCUUUGGUAGCCUGAAGAACAAGGCCAAACCCAAGAUCUUUAUAGGCGCUGCUUUCUUUGCUUCUGGCAAAAAGCCCGCUGCCAUUCACAAACAGGCAGUGCCAUGGAAGCCCAAACAGACUGAAAGUCAGGAGAAAGGCAAAGCCAGGACUCCAGAGAAGAAGUGCAGUGAGAAGGAUAAGGAACAGCAGAGACGUUCACCGAUUCGACGCGCCGUGUUUGCCAGGAAGCCGCCACAAAAGGACAGAUCACCAACGGAGCUCACAAACACGGAGAAACCAAAGGAAACAACCACGGACAAGCCCACGGACGUGCCCCUGAGUCCUGAGGUUGGGUCCCCCCGUGCCUUCCUGGAGAAGCAUGGCAUCAUGAAGGACCUCAAAGUCAUGCUGAGGAGAUCUGAGUCCCUCAGUAAUUCUGUUUCUUCUCUGAAUAAUGUCUGCACACAGGAGUCAGAUAUUGAAAUGGGCUCUGACACGGAGUUUGACCUCAGUGAGAUCAAUCAAUCACAAGAUGACAGCAGCUCUGAUGAUGCUGUGUACCCCAUCUUUGGCUCCAAGAGGUCCCAGAGGAAGAAGGUCCUGUCCUCCCCCAGGACAUGUAGUACCCCCUCAGGUCUGUCCAGCAGCCUCACACCCUCAGCCAAGGACCGGAGCAGUGCCCGCACCAGGCGGGAAGGCAGGAAGUGUGACGACGACCAGCUCAUUAUCGACGCGGGCCAGAAGCAGUUUGGAGCGACCACCUGCGGCUCCUGCGGGAUGCUGUACAGUGCGGACAGCCUGGAGGACAAGCUGCAGCACAACCAGUUCCACCAGCGCUUCCUGGACGCCAUCAAGUUUGUGGGCUGGAAGAAAGAGCGUGUGGUAAAUGAGUUCUGGGACGGUAAAAUACUUCUCGUUCUCCCCGAUGAUCCAAAGUAUGCAACAAGAAAGGCGGAAGAUGUGCGCAAGGUGGCAGACAGUGAGCUGGGUUUCCAGCAGAUCACCCUGAGCAGUCCCAGCUCAGCCAAGACCUACCUGUUCGUCAACAGCGACAAGAUGGUGGUGGGCUGCGUGGUGGCCGAACAAAUCCGACAGGCGUUCCGUGUGCUGGAGCAGUCUCAGCAGCCGCAGCCGCAGAAGAGGGCGUCCAUAGAUGAGGAGGACAUCCUGGAACGCCACCGGGCCUGGUGCUGCUCCACGGUGCCCGAGCGAGCCAUCUGCGGGAUCAGCCGCGUCUGGGUCUUCAGUCUGAUGAGGAGGAAGAGCAUCGCCACGCGCAUGCUGGACACUGUCAGAAAUUCUUUCAUGUAUGGAAGCCAUCUAACUAAAGAGGAGAUUGCUUUCUCCGACCCCACACCAGAUGGCAAACUCUUCGCCACCAAGUACUGUGGGACUCCAACUUUCCUGGUCUACAAUUUCAUUGGCUGAGAACACUUGUCAGCAUUUCUUUUUUAAUUGGAUGUUUUUGAUCUUGUACAAAUUUUAUUUUGAGUUUUCUUUUUCCUUCAGACGUUGCAUUUUGUGUAAAAAAGGAGAUAUUGUUAGUUAAUGCAACUUUUGAUGUAGUUCUUUGAUGUUAAAAAUAUGAAGUAUGUACUCAUAAUGCCAAAAGUAAUAACAUGUGAAAGGCACAAAUCAAAUGGGAUCAGAAUGGCUUCACACAACCUCCAAACUAAACCAAUCAGAAUAGCGUAUUAUUCACCAUCAAUCACAGUUCUACAGCACAUGUAGAACAAUGCUGUCUCAUGAUAUGUUGUGUUUGCUCAUACCUUUUAAAACAGUCUGUGUGAGGUGCUGACAUCAGUAUUAAUUCUGAAGUGAUCUUGAUAAGCUUUAGAGGUUAGUAUCAGUUACAUGAUUAAUUUGAAGGUCCAGUUUCUGUUUUUCCCCUUAGACACUCUAGAGUUGCAUUUAGUACUUGAUGUAUAUUGCAUUAUAUGUAAAUAAAAACGUAUAAUAACAAUA
Molecule: messenger RNA, 2691 nt
Organism: Sardina pilchardus (European sardine)
Lineage: Eukaryota; Metazoa; Chordata; Actinopteri; Clupeiformes; Clupeidae
Gene: esco2
Product: establishment of sister chromatid cohesion N-acetyltransferase 2
Exons: 11
Coding region: 145-2154 (669 amino acids)
Biological process (GO): mitotic sister chromatid cohesion
Cellular component (GO): chromatin; nucleus
Molecular function (GO): protein-lysine-acetyltransferase activity
Source: RefSeq, a predicted model, not a curated record